AUGGAUGACUCAGAGCACAUCGAAAGUGUCACAGACCUAAUGGAGAAGUCCAGGUACAUCUGGCAAAAUCACCGCUUAAAAGAUGGUCCAUUCGAAAACCUGAUCAUUUUGACUGUGCUGAAGGUGUUCAUCACCUUCAAACAGCAGUUUAUUUCUCAUCAGUUGGGGGAGACUUGUCUUGAUGAUUUCAAGAACCUCAAUGAACAUCACAAGCUUAUUGCCCUUGCCCUAUCAGUGAUUCACUGUGCACUUGAGAGUGUUAUUAAUCUAGUUGAAUUUUCUGCUGAAUGCUUUGCAGAAAUACAUGAACAUCAUCUAUUCAACAUUGCCGAGUUUUCAUCAAAAAGACAAGACGAUGCAAGAACUCAAAAGGGAUCAUAUGUCUGA
Cantharellus anzutake is the source of this 387-nucleotide messenger RNA. RefSeq lists its product as uncharacterized. The record is from RefSeq and is a predicted model, not a curated record. Bases 1 to 387 code for a protein of 128 amino acids. Lineage: Eukaryota; Fungi; Basidiomycota; Agaricomycetes; Cantharellales; Hydnaceae. The transcript is spliced from 4 exons.